UUGCCUGCGUCACUGCGAGGGAGGCGUGCUUGGUAUACGGUUUCUGCCGGUAUGGCAGGAUUAAAGCGUCAGUAUGGAAGGCAGUAGCUGGUGUAUAUAAAGCCGAAACACACCUGCAUUCUGAGGGUAUCACCAAGAUUUGUCUGUAGUAUCACUGGAGAAUGGCAGCAUCUGACAGAAUAAUGCUGGGGCCGUUGGUGGGAGCUAUUGACCAGGGGACAAGCUCCACUCGGUUUUUGGUUUUUAAUGCAAAAACAGCAGAAUUAUUGAGUCACCAUCAAGUGGAGAUCAAACAGAAAUUUCCCAAAGAAGGAUGGGUGGAGCAGGACCCCAAGCAGAUUUUGCAGUCUGUCUACGAGUGCAUGGAAAGGACAUGUGAGAAACUCUCCCAGCUUGGUAUUGACAUAUCUAACAUCAAAGCAAUUGGAGUUAGCAAUCAAAGAGAAACAACAGUGGUGUGGGACAAGAUAACUGGAGAACCUCUCUAUAAUGCUAUUGUUUGGCUGGACCUGAGAACUCAAUCCACAGUAGAGCGGCUAAUAAACAGAACACCAGGGAAGAACAAGAACCACCUGAAACACAAGACCGGCCUCCCCAUCAGUACCUACUUCAGUGCUGUGAAGCUUCGAUGGCUCAUGGACAAUGUGGAUGAAGUCAGGAGUGCAGUUCACAGCGGUCGUGCUAUGUUUGGUACUAUUGACUCCUGGCUUAUUUGGAGCUUAACAGGUGCCAAGAAUGGUGGUGUUCACUGCACAGACGUGACCAAUGCAAGCCGGACGAUGCUGUUCAAUGUUCACACAUUAGACUGGGAUCCUGAACUUUGCCAAUUUUUUGACAUUCCAAUGGAAAUUCUUCCAAAAGUUAGAAGUUCCUCUGAAAUAUAUGGCCUAAUUAAAAUAUGUUCUAGUAUGAAAUCUGGUUCUCUCACUGGCGUUCCUAUUUCUGGGUGUUUGGGUGACCAGUCUGCAGCUUUAGUUGGCCAGAUGUGCUUUAAAGAUGGACAAGCAAAAAAUACGUCCUUGAGACCAAGUUUCAUGUUGAUUGCCAUGGGCUCUACUCUCCCAAGGGCAUAUAUAUCCUUCCAAUGUUACAGUGACCCCUUCUGCCCACAGUACACUAGGUAUGGAACUGGUUGCUUUUUGCUUUAUAAUACUGGCCAGAAGCCUGUGAUGUCCGAGCAUGGACUUCUGACAACUGUUGCAUACAAGCUCGGGAGAGACAAGCCUGCAUGUUAUGCAUUAGAGGGAUCUGUGGCUAUAGCAGGAGCUGUGGUAUGCUGGCUGAAAGACAAUCUGGGAAUUAUACAGUCCCCAGAAGAAGUUGAGAAACUAGCAGUUUCUGUGGGCACUUCUUAUGGCUGCUAUUUUGUCCCUGCAUUCUCUGGUCUAUAUGCACCAUAUUGGGAACCCAGUGCUAGAGGUAUCAUCUGUGGCCUUACUCAGUUUACUAAUAGAAGUCACAUUGCAUUCGCUGCUUUAGAGGCAGUCUGCUUUCAGACACGAGAGAUUUUGGAUGCUAUGAACAAGGACAGUGGGAUUCCUUUAAAGCAGCUUCAGGUAGAUGGAGGAAUGACAAACAAUAAGCUGCUGAUGCAGCUGCAGGCAGAUAUUCUCUGCAUCCCAGUAGUGAAGCCAUCCAUGCCAGAAACCACAGCCCUCGGUGCUGCUAUGGCAGCAGGAGCUGCUGAAGGGGUCCGGGUGUGGAGUCUGGAGCCUGAAGACCUCACCGCAGUGACCUGCGAGAGAUUUGAGCCACAGAUUAACCCAGAAGAGAGUGAAUUUCGAUACGCCCGGUGGAAGAAAGCUGUAGCAAAGUCUAUGAACUGGGAGACCACAGCGCCUUUAAAUGGCAACGGUGAAACUAGUAUCUUCAGUAGUCUGCCGCUGGGUUUUUAUAUACUGGGUAGCAUGUUUAUGUUAGUUGGAGCAAAGUACAUUUCAGGAUUAAAAAUAUAAGCCACAGUUUGCUUGUUUUGAAAGCUGCUCUCCAUAUGUCAAGGAUCCAGGUUUGCCUCUGCAUGUGAUGGAGCCUUCUGGGAAGAAACAAAACCCAUUCCAUGUUUACAGACCAUCACCAGCCCUCCUUAACACUUCCCCGCUGCCUUGUUGAAGUGUGUUUGGACUUUGCACCUGAUUUAUUGUGUCUUACUUUAUAUUGAUAUUUAAAAUACAUUAAUUGAUAAAUGAUUUUGGGACGGUGAUGGCAAAAAACUUUGUUUCCCCAUUUCAGAAAUUAGUAUUGGAGGCUUCUUUACUGUAAAUAUAGAAGCAUGAAAUUAAAGCUCUCCCGGAUCCUCAUUGAAUCUGAACUGUAGCUUGAAAAAACCAAUCAAUUCUGUAGGCAAAAGUAGCACUGGAAAGCCUACAGUACUUUAGUGAUGCGGUAUAGAAGAAAUAUUUGUUUAGACCAACACUGUGUAUUGCAUGAGUAUCACACUGCACUGCAUGUCAAAACUUGUAUACUGCACUUGUAAAUAUGCUUUUAAUAAGAUAUGUAUUUUUAGUUUUGUGUUUUUAAUUUGUAUAUAUUUAGAUUACAAUUAUUUUAAAAUGUGUGGUACAGUUUCAGUUGUGUGAAUUUUAAACUAGACAGAGGACUGGUACUAAACAUGAAGGAUGCUGCAUAUUGGUAGUGCUAAUUUAUUAUCAAAUCCAUAAAAAUAAAUUUAAAAAUCAGCCUUGACAUUUUUGAUCUUGUGUAUUAUGAUCUUGACAAAAAACCCAUGUAAUAAAAUAAUGUGAAAGGAAUCUUGAAUAUGCCAUCUACAAAAACAAUGAGCAUUAUACAGUUUGCAGGAAAUCUGCUGUAAAAUACUCUACUGUUGUUUUUUGACUGGUAAAAUGUGUAUUUCACUGUGCAUUUAAUUUAUAUUGUAUAUUUACAUUAAAUAAAUGGUGAUUUUAAAUAAAAAAAUUCCAUUAUU
Acipenser ruthenus (sterlet) is the source of this 2923-nucleotide messenger RNA. RefSeq names its product glycerol kinase-like. The transcript has 22 exons. Gene Ontology annotation, molecular function: glycerol kinase activity. Gene Ontology annotation, biological process: glycerol metabolic process; triglyceride metabolic process; glycerol-3-phosphate biosynthetic process. NCBI's taxonomy places the organism in Eukaryota, Metazoa, Chordata, Actinopteri, Acipenseriformes, Acipenseridae. Gene Ontology annotation, cellular component: mitochondrion. The coding region runs from base 162 to 1955 and encodes 597 amino acids. The record is from RefSeq and is a predicted model, not a curated record.